AUGAUCCUGGCCACCAUCAUCGCUAACUGUAUCGUACUGGCGCUGGAACAGCACCUGCCUGGAGAGGACAAGACACCCAUGUCAAAAAGACUGGAGAAGACGGAGCCCUGCUUCAUUGGAAUGUUUUGUUUUGAAGCUGCAAUAAAGAUUGUGGCUUUGGGCUUCGUGUUCCAUAAGGGUUCGUACCUUAGAAACGGCUGGAACGUCAUGGACUUCAUUGUCGUGCUGAGUGGGAUUCUGGCUACUGCAGGAGCCCAUAUGAACAUCCCAGUGGAUCUGCGCACACUAAGGGCAGUGAGGGUGCUGCGGCCACUCAAACUGGUUUCUGGUAUUCCCAGUCUACAGAUUGUUCUGAAGUCCAUCAUGAAGGCCAUGGUGCCUCUGCUCCAGAUUGGUUUGCUGCUGUUCUUUGCAAUUCUAAUGUUCGCCAUCAUCGGCCUGGAGUUCUACAGCGGACGUCUUCACAGCACCUGUGUACCUGAACCACACAUACGUGUGAAUGAGACCGUGGCUAUAUGGGAGUCUGAGUUCCCCUGUGGAGUGAGACAAUGUCCCUACAAGUACAGAUGCAGUGACACCUGGAUCGGACCGAAUGAUGGCAUCACACAGUUCGACAACAUCCUGUUUGCAGUGCUCACUGUGUUCCAGUGCAUCACGAUGGAGGGCUGGACCACUGUGCUCUAUAAUGCCAAUGAUGCUUUGGGCCCUACGUGGAACUGGCUCUAUUUUAUCCCCCUGAUUAUAAUCGGCUCCUUCUUUGUGCUGAACCUGGUGCUGGGAGUGCUAUCUGGAGAGUUUGCUAAGGAGAGGGAGAGGGUGGAAAACCGACGUGCGUUUAUGAAACUCAGGCAACAGCAGCAGAUUGAACGUGAGCUGAAUGGAUAUCGUGCCUGGAUCGACCGCGCAGAGGAGGUGAUGCUGGCAGAGGAGAAUAAGAACUCAGGCCCGUCUGCUUUAGAUGUUCUGAAGAGAGCCACUACCAUAAAGAGGAGAGGAGUGGAUGCUAUCCGGCACGGUCCUGAAGAGCAGUGCGUGGACAUUGCUUCUGUCGGUAUGCCACUAAACAGAGUGAGUAUUCGUAGCACUAAGAGAGGCCCAACAGCGUAUUUCCGGAGGAAAGAGAGAAUGCUGCGUAUCUCUGUCCGCCGUAUGGUGAAGACACACACUUUCUACUGGACCGUUCUAGGCCUCGUCGCCCUCAAUACCAUCUGUGUGGCCAUUGUGCAUCACAACCAGCCUGUCUGGAUGUCCAGUCUGCUGUAUUAUGCUGAAUUCCUGUUUCUGGGCCUGUUUCUGACUGAGAUGUUUCUGAAGAUGUACGGCCUUGGCCCCCGACUCUACUUCCACUCCUCAUUCAACUGCUUUGACUGUGGGGUGAUUGUGGGCAGUAUUUUUGAAGUGGUUUGGAGCGUCUUCAGACCUGGCAUGUCUUUUGGGAUCAGCGUCCUCCGUGCUCUCAGGCUGCUGAGGAUUUUUAAAAUCACCAAGUACUGGGCAUCCUUGAGAAACUUGGUGGUCUCUCUGAUGAACUCCAUGAAGUCCAUCAUUAGUUUACUUUUCCUCCUUUUCCUUUUCAUUGUGGUUUUUGCCCUGCUUGGUAUGCAGCUGUUUGGUGGCAGGUUCACUUUUGAAGAUUACACUCCCACUAACUUUGAUACGUUUCCAGCUGCCAUCAUGACAGUGUUUCAGAUCCUUACAGGUGAGGACUGGAAUGAGGUGAUGUACAACGGGAUACGCUCUCAGGGUGGAGUCAAGACAGGAAUGUGGUCCUCAAUAUACUUCAUCGUCCUCACAUUAUUUGGAAACUACACACUUCUCAAUGUCUUCUUGGCUAUUGCAGUUGACAAUUUAGCCAAUGCUCAAGAGCUCACGAAGGAUGAAGAGGAGGAAGAGGAAGCAUUCAGCCAGAAACAUGCUUUGCAGAAGGCGAAAGAGGUUGGACCCAUGUCGUCCUUCAUGUCUUCAGAGAGGGAGAGGAGGCGCCGUAUGACCAUGUCUGUGUGGGAGCAAAGGACCAGCCAGCUGCGCCGGCACAGACAGAUGUCCAGCCGGGAGAUUUUGUACAGCAGCCCAAGUGAGGAGCGUGAUGGUCCACCUGGCUGUCCCCACCUCCGCAGACUUGCCAUUUCCCCAGAGACCACAGCCACACCUCUGGAAUCAUCGGGGCCCUUGAACCUGGCCGAGGCAGAGGAAGCGCUCUCUGCCCCUCCUCCAGAGCCAGCCGUAGCACUGCACCCGCCUCUGGCAGAAACACCCGUGUCCGGAAACUCCCCCGACAACCCGCGAGCUAUCAGCAGCCACCUGAGCGCGCUGCGCAGCCCCAGGGUGAACGGAGAGAGAGGACAGAGAGUGGUCCGUAGAUACAGGCCCCCAGAAAUGGCACCCCGGAAACGGAAACCACGGUACUAUGGUGCUCAUAACGACAGCACAGAGGUGGAGCAGGGUGAAGCCAGCCCACCAGCCAGCCAGGAGUGGAGGACCGUGAACGAGGGAGAGGAAGAGGAGGAGAAGAGAAGCAGUAAAGAUGCACAGAUCAGUAAUAUCGGAGAGAUCAGUCAAGAUGGCAGGACUGGUGAGCAGAGACAAGAUGAGCCAGAUGUGUGCAGCUUUCAUGGCUCACCACGCAAAGACCUGCCCGGGGAGUCGGAGCUGGAACCAGAGCCAGAGCCAGCCACGCUGUGCAUCACUGACAGCACAACGCUGGAGCUUGCACUAGCCACUAGGGGCGCCAGUGAGGGAGAGAACAACAACACCCCCUCCUUGGGUCAGGACAAGGCAUGCCUCAGUUCUAGUGGGGUGAUGGAGCAGACGGAUCCUCUGCCUGCCCUGGAACUGUCCUCCAUGACAGCUAACAGCAAAGAUCUGAGACCCUCCAGGUUUGGGAAGGAAGAUAAGGAAGUUCUAAAGCCUUCAAAAGCUCCACCAGCAAACAGCAUGUUCAUCUUCAAACACAGCAAUCCCAUCCGCAGGGCCUGUCACUAUGUGGUCAAUCUCCGUUAUUUUGAGAUGUGCAUCCUGUUGGUGAUUGCUGCUAGCAGCAUUGCUCUGGCUGCUGAAGACCCAGUGGCCACAAACUCAGACUGGAACAAAGUGCUGCGUUACUUUGAUUAUGUUUUCACUGGCGUCUUCACCUUUGAAAUGAUCAUCAAGAUGAUUGAACAGGGUCUUAUCCUGCAUGAUGGAUCUUAUUUUCGUGACCUGUGGAACAUUCUGGAUUUCAUCGUAGUGGUGGGAGCACUAGUGGCAUUCGCUCUGACGAAUUUGCUCGGGUAAAAACGCGUUUUCUUCAUCCAUCAUAUGACCUCAAGACUUGGUGUUUAUCUGUUAUGUAACUGCAUACAUGUGCUACUCUACAGAAAUAACAAAGGGAGAGAUAUUAAAACCAUUAAGUCUCUUCGUGUGCUGCGAGUUCUGAGGCCUCUGAAGACCAUUAAGAGACUUCCUAAACUAAAGGCUGUGUUUGAUUGCGUUGUGACGUCUCUGAAGAACGUCUUCAACAUCCUCAUAGUCUACAAACUCUUCAUGUUCAUAUUUGCGGUCAUUGCUGUUCAGCUUUUCAAAGGAAAGUUUUUCUAUUGCACCGACGGCUCUAAAGACAUGGAGAAAGAGUGUCAGGGCUACUAUAUUGACUACGACAAAGACAAGAAGGAGGUAAAGAAGCGGGAAUGGAAGAGGCACGACUUUCACUACGACAAUGUGGUGUGGGCUCUGCUCACACUCUUCACCGUCUCCACAGGAGAGGGCUGGCCCCAAGUUCUGCAGCAUUCUGUGGAUGUCACGGACGAAGACCAAGGGCCCAGCAGAGGGAACAGAAUGGAAAUGUCCAUCUUUUAUGUCAUUUAUUUUGUGGUUUUCCCCUUUUUCUUUGUCAACAUAUUUGUGGCCCUCAUCAUCAUCACGUUCCAGGAGCAAGGUGAUAAGAUGAUGGAGGAGUGUAGCCUGGAGAAGAAUGAGAGAGCUUGCAUUGACUUUGCUAUCAGUGCCAAGCCCUUAACGCGCUACAUGCCCCAGAACCGCCACACCUUUCAGUAUCGGCUGUGGCACUUUGUGGUGUCGCCUGCGUUUGAGUACACCGUGCUCACCAUGAUAGCUCUAAACACCAUCGUCCUCAUGAUGAAGUACUACUCAGCUCCUCCUGUCUACGAUGCAGCACUGAAACAUCUAAACACAGCCUUUACUGUGCUAUUCUCUGUGGAGUGUGUUCUCAAGAUUCUAGCAUUUGGUUUUAUGAAUUACUUCAGGGACACGUGGAAUAUAUUUGACUUUAUCACAGUCCUGGGGAGCAUCACAGAAAUAGUGGUCGAUCUGCAGUCUGCGUCCUUUAACAUGAGUUUCCUGAAGCUGUUCAGAGCGGCACGGCUCAUAAAGUUGUUGAGGCAGGGCUAUACCAUCCGGAUCCUCCUGUGGACAUUUGUGCAGUCCUUCAAGGCUCUGCCGUAUGUCUGUCUGCUUAUUGCCAUGCUCUUCUUCAUCUAUGCAAUUAUUGGGAUGCAGGUUUUUGGCAACAUCAAGUUAAAUGAGGAAACACACAUUAAUCAGCACAACAACUUCAAGACUUUCUUUGGUGCUCUAAUGUUAUUGUUCAGGAGUGCGACGGGUGAGUCUUGGCAGGAGAUUAUGCUGUCAUGUUUAGGAAGGCAGGCGUGUGAGGCGGACCCGUCGCUGGCUCCUCCCACUGAGCCUGGAGGCACGUGCGGCACAGACUUCGCCUACGUCUACUUCGUUUCCUUCAUCUUCUUCAGCUCCUUCUUGAUGCUGAAUCUGUUUGUGGCUGUCAUUAUGGAUAAUUUUGAAUACCUGACGCGUGACUCUUCCAUCUUGGGUCCCCAUCACCUGGAUGAGUUUGUGCGGAUGUGGGGACAGUAUGAUCGAGCUGCCUGUGGCCGCAUUCACUACACUGAUAUGUACGAGAUGCUGACCUACAUGUCUCCGCCGCUUGGGCUGGGCAAGAAAUGUCCCUCCAAAGUGGCUUAUAAGAGGCUAGUUCUGAUGAAUAUGCCUGUGGAUGUAGAGAUGACAGUUCACUUCACCUCCACCCUCAUGGCUCUCAUUCGCACUGCGUUAGAGGUCAAGAUCGCCCGAGGCGGUGAGGACAGGGGUCAAAUGGACAUUGAGCUUCAGAAGGAGAUCAGCAUUAUUUGGCCACAUCUUUCUCAGAAGACACUUGACCUCCUUGUGCCCAUUCACAAAGCCAGUGACAUGACUAUUGGGAAGAUAUAUGCAGCCAUGAUGAUCAUGGACUACUACAAACAGAGUAAAGCCAAGAAGCUUCGUCAGCAGCUGGAGGAGCAGAAACACGCUCCAAUGUUCCAACGCAUGGAUGCCUCGUCUCUUCCGCAGGACAUUCUCUGCAGCGCCAAAGCACUGCCCUUCCUUACACACAGCGCAGGAUCUGCACUAACCAGGGGUGGUUUUGUUGCCUUGGGCCCCAUCUCCCCUCAGGAGCUCUUUAUGUCCCCUGUGGCCCCUGGGCAGCUCAUGGAGGAAGACUGUCCAUCUCACUAUUGCCCCCAACUCAUGGAGGAAGACUGUCCAUCUCACUAUUGCCCCCAACUCAUGGAGGAAGACUGUCCAUCUCACUAUUGCCCCCAACUCAUGGAGGAAGACUGUCCAUCUCACUAUUGCCCCGAGCUCCUUCCCAGCACGGUCCCAGAGCACAGAGACUUUAGCCCCUUGCUGUGCUCCACUAACAGGCAGACUGCUGCCCUGCAGGUACCAGGGAGAGGCGUGUCGCUCCGAGCCUCCUCCAUGCCUCGACUGGCUGGAGAGCCCCAGACAAGCUCAGAGAGCAAGCUUAUAAAGCGUUCGUUCUCUACCAUCGGUGAUCAGUGUGUCAACGGCGUUUGGCAGGAAGCGUUCUCCUUGGAGAGGGUUAGUCCUGACCACCUGGAGAGACCCCGACAAAGGAGCUUCAGAGGUGUCGGGUCCAACCCGAGAGAGCCUUUGAGCAGGGAGAGGGGACGUUCUAAGGAGAGGAGGCACCUGCUGUCUCCUGAUCCAUCUCGCUGCAACUCUGAGGACAGAAGCCAGACAACGGCACAGGAGACACCCCACUCAAGGUCACCCAGUGAAGGGAGAACACACACUCCACACAGACAGAGUGACAUUUCAGGAAGUCCUGUACACUCCAUUUCAGACACAGGCACCCCUAGAGGGCGGCGGCAGCUUCCUCAGACCCCCUCUGGACCACGCCCACACAUCUCCUACUCGCCACUUGUGUCUCGUGUCCAUCCAGCAGAAGAUGACAGCAAGUCAAGAGCCCAGCCUGUAGGAGAGGGGCAGGAGCCAUCUCAGCAGGGUGAGCCUCCUCCAUGUGGCGCAGCCCCAGGAACCUCAGAUAGCCAGGCCUUGGUUACCCAGGCUUCUCCACAGCGCCUAAUCUCAGAGCCCUACCUGCCAAUGCACAAGGAUUUCAACAGCCCAGACUCCAGCUGCCCAGAGGAGACUCUCACCUUUGAAGCUGCCAUAGCAACAAGUCUGGGUCAUGCCAGCACCGUCAGCUAUGCCCCAGAGGCACGGCACUCCUGGCAGUUGCCAAAUGGGCAUUUCCGCAAGCGCCUGGCACAGGCCACUGCAGGAGCAUCAGGCUGUGAGCUCCUCAGUGACUCUGACGAGGAUGAACGCUGCUAGAAGCACAGAGAGCAGAGCUGAGGCAGCACCCUGAUUAACGUGAUGUCUGAGUCACAUGACUUCUCAUUUGCUCAUUAGCCUGAUGUUGGUUCUGCAUGUUGUGUAUCUGUGAAUGACAGGUGAAACUGGACAUCUGAGAACUUUGCCACCCAGCUAUAAACUAAAAAAAAACAAUAUUUUGUAUAUCAUAGCUUGUUUUGGAGCUUUUCCUCAUGGUUUAAAGUGUUUGGUAUGCAUUGCAAACAGUAUGAAAAACACACAGAUUAAAAGGUUUAGUAUUAUCAGUUAACAUAAGCAGGUGGUCAAAUGAUGGGCUAUACACAAAGCCUGUUUUGGAGCCCAGUAUAUUGUUGUACUACCUCUCCUGACCCCAAAUACAGAGCAGGACAUUAAGACACCAAGAACUUCGAAUGUCACAUUAUAAAUACUAAAGCUCUUUGGUCAAAGGACCAUAACAACUCACUCAGACUGUCCAUCUUUAAUCAUAUUAAGCUCCAUCAGUAGCUCUCCACAGCCAAGAAGUUUGUGUGCGUGUGCGCGUGUGUGUGUGCAUGCGUGCGUGUGUGUGUGUGUGUGUGUGUGUGUGUGUGUGUGCGUGUGUGUGUGCGUAGUGCUGAGAGGCUCUGUGGGGUGGGGACAGUGUUGAGACUGAAGGAUGGGGCAUGGUCCUGCUCUUUGGCUAUAUGCUGUGGGGUUUGUGGAGAGAAGCAAGCUUUCAUACGUAGACUGUAUGUUCAACAGGCUUCAGUGAUCGAAUUAUUAGAGAGGAUCAGUAAAACACCCCUUUAACUACAAAUUUGACUUUGCUAGCUGGGAAGCAUCUUGUCCAAAUUAAUAGCUUGGGAACUCAUAGCUGGAUGAAAGAUGAUCUUGAACAAAAUGAAACAGAACACUUUAAACCUAUUUUAUGUACUGCAGAGUCUAUAAGCCAUGUUCUCCUGUAAAUAAGGUAAAGUGUCUUAAAUGUGCUCUUUUGUGAAACACUGACACAAUAUCUUUAUAUAUGUGAUAUCAUCUUUAUACAUGUUAUAGCAUCCUUUAUACAUGUACUGAAAAGUAUUUCUAAGAGGUCAUGCUUCACGUGCAUGGUAAAUCACCAGUGUUGAAGUGCUUAUGUGAGCGCAGUUUACCGUUGCCUGGUGAACGGAGACACACAGCAACACUGCCGAUUCUACCACACAGCCCUCUGUGUAAUGGUGAAUUACAGCACUCAUGUCCUUGUUAUGCCUCGUUUUCAACCCUAAACUUCCAUUGAUGGGGACAUCGUUUCCUUACCAAUGAGUAAAUAGGGCUGUAAAGUACUGCUGAACAGGACUGUGCAGUAGUUCUCCACUCCUGGUAGAGUUUCAGUUCAGUGUGUUACUAUGACAAGUGUGCGCUGGUAGCCUCCAGGCACAAAUAAAUGUCAGUACCUACAUUCCCAUAAUCCCAAAACCAAUUAAUGUUUUCACACAAAAGACAAAUUCAGGGACAGCAAAAAAGCUGUAAGUCUGCAAGUAAAAGUCAGUGAAUAAGGUGAAGUAAUGUGGCUGAAACCUUUCAGUCAAAGUCUGACGGAAACACUUGAGCAGAUGCGCAGUCACUUCAGUAACAAACUGCCGUGUGCAUUAUUUUGACGUCGUAUUAAAUCUGUGAAAGAAACAGUGGGAUACUAGUGCAGUUAGAGAGAAAAGUUAAUAGAAUGAUAGUUUAAUGGCUUUAAUCUUGUUAAUCCUUCAGCACUGUAUAGGAAGUAGGAAUGUAAGUGGCACAGGAUUUUAAGUGACUGUAGGGUAAAUAUUUAAUUAACAUAUCAAACAUCUAAGUACUACUGGGUUACUUUAAAUCCAAACAGAUAAAGAACAGCUUCCCCAAAAGUAUGUUUCUGUAUCAUAUUUUGUUGUAAUUUGUUUCUGAAAUGUUCUGAAAUGGGGCAUAUUGGGUACAUGUUCUGAUGCACAUGUUCUGAUCUGGGGUCAAUGUGUGAAAUGUGAAAAGGUUCCUGCCUGCACCUGACAAUGUUGCGUAGAAGAGCAUACUGGUGUUAAAAUAUGUGGGUUAUAUAUGAAUUAAAGGAAAUGCUGAACGUAUUGAACAGUUUGUUCCAGGGUCAGGGGUUAGGUUUAGAUGAGUGUCUGAUAUUCAUUCCAUUUUGUUUUGUGAAGCAGUUUUGCUUUGUGCCCAUCAAGUAAGUAUUGCUGGUUAAUAAAACAAUUUAGGUUUUCCUGA
Electrophorus electricus (electric eel) is the source of this 8838-nucleotide messenger RNA. The record is from RefSeq and is a predicted model, not a curated record. Lineage: Eukaryota; Metazoa; Chordata; Actinopteri; Gymnotiformes; Gymnotidae.